AUGUCCAUCCCCAUGAGCCCCCUCGACGCAGAGAAAGUCGCCGCCGCAAAGACAAGCCUCGACGAAGAAGGAUACGCCGUUAUCCCCUCCAUCCUGGACAACGACUCCAUAAAACUAGUCCACUCCCGCCUCUGGGCCGCAGCGACAGAAACCCAAAACCGGGGGACAGAUCUCCACAUGCCAGCGCUGGAUCCCAACGCCUCAAACGUCCGCGUCUUCUACCUCAUGGAGCUGGACGCCAUAUUCCGCGAAUUAAUCCAGCACCCGGCCGCACUCCAGAUUGCGAAGGUGGUUGUCGGCGAACAGCUCCUCGUGUCGAAUUUCACGGCGAAUAUUGCAAGGCCCGGGUCGGGGUCUAUGCAGCUUCAUUCGGACCAGUCGCUUGUUGUCCCUGAGCCGUGGGAGCAUGCUUGGGGGGUGAAUAUUAUCUGGUGUCUCACUGAUGUGUAUUUCGAGAACGGGGCUACGCUGUUUAUACCGGGGAGUCAUAAGUGGAAGCGCAAGGAUGAGGUCCCGGAGAAUGCAAAGGAGAUGUUGAAGCCGUUUGUGGCGAAGGCGGGCUCGAUUGUUGCUAUGGAUGCGCGGGUUUGGCAUACGUCUGGUAAGAAUAUUACCGAGGACAAGGAACGGGCACUGCUGUUUGGGUUCUAUACGGCGCCGUUCUUAAGGCAGCAGGUGAAUUGGACGGCGGUGUUUGCGGGGGAGACGGAGGAGGUGUUGAGUCCGGAAUUGCGUGAGUUGCUGGGGGUUGAUAUUGAUGCGAAUGUGGGGAGGGCGUCGAAGAUUGGGGCUGGGAUUGAGAAGCAUGAGGCGCAGAGAGCGCCUGUUUAUUAG
Molecule: messenger RNA, 834 nt
Organism: Aspergillus puulaauensis
Lineage: Eukaryota; Fungi; Ascomycota; Eurotiomycetes; Eurotiales; Aspergillaceae
Gene: fmaF
Product: Fe(2+)/2-oxoglutarate-dependent oxygenase fmaF
Exons: 1
Coding region: 1-834 (277 amino acids)
Source: RefSeq, a predicted model, not a curated record